Notolabrus celidotus (New Zealand spotty) is the source of this 4260-nucleotide messenger RNA. It is a transcript of the gene slc7a4, whose product is annotated as solute carrier family 7 member 4. The transcript has 5 exons. Gene Ontology annotation, molecular function: amino acid transmembrane transporter activity. Gene Ontology annotation, cellular component: plasma membrane. The record is from RefSeq and is a predicted model, not a curated record. Bases 362 to 2377 code for a protein of 671 amino acids. Gene Ontology annotation, biological process: amino acid transport; transmembrane transport. NCBI's taxonomy places the organism in Eukaryota, Metazoa, Chordata, Actinopteri, Labriformes, Labridae.
GUGAUCCAAAUUUGAUUUGACUUUUUCUUUAGGACAACCCAUAUUGCAUAUUUCAUCCAAUCCAGAUCACCCUGACCCUGUUCUGCUGUAUUAUGGGUGGGGUGCAGUGGGAAAGCCCUUUCAUCAGGAGAGUCGAGGUGACUGUCUCUUUAAGAAACAGUCCAAUGCCUGUAUUAUUCCUCCGUGUACCUUCUGCUGCUCCAUCACCAGACGAUGCAUCCCAGCAACUUCUAACAGCACUCAACCUGCAGCACAGAUGGUACACACUGGAAAGCAAAGGUUAGCUUUGUAGACAGCUAAUGGAUCCAGUGUGACUGUUAUAAUAGCAUCCUGCCCAGCUGGCCUGUCAUACUCUGUAACUAUGGCGACCUGUCCAAGAGGCUGCACCCCAGCGGUGCGCCUUUGUCAGAAACUGAACCGACUAAAGACACUAGAUGACGACAUGAUGGCCACGUCGCUAAAACGCUGCCUCUCCACCCUGGACCUGACUCUGCUGGGGGUGGGAGGCAUGGUGGGCUCAGGGCUGUACGUCCUGACAGGAACAGUGGCCAAAGAAAUGGUCGGGCCUGCCGUCAUCAUAUCAUUCCUUUUCGCAGGGAUCGCAUCUCUACUUGCAGCCUUUUGUUACGCAGAGUUUGGCGCACGCAUUCCCAAAACAGGAUCUGCCUACAUGUUUACUUAUGUCUCUGUGGGAGAGAUCUGGGCCUUUCUCAUUGGCUGGAAUGUGAUCCUGGAAAACAUGAUUGGUGGCGCUGCUGUGGCUCGCGCUUGGAGCGGCUACCUGGACUCCAUUUUUAACCAUACCAUCCAGAACUUUACAGAGACACAUAUCAUGCAGUGGAAUGUGCCCUUUCUCGCCCACUACCCUGACUUACUUGCAGCAGGGAUCCUUAUAGUUGCCUCAUUCUUCAUUUCCUUUGGAGUUCAAGUGUCCUCCUACCUCAACCACAUCUUCUCCACUAUUAGCAUGGCAGUCAUUGUUUUCAUCCUAAUCUUUGGUUUUAUGCUGGCCGAACCAGUCAACUGGAGCCAGAAAGAAGGAGGUUUUGCACCUUUUGGUCUUUCUGGAAUACUUGCAGGCUCUGCCACAUGCUUCUACGCAUUUGUGGGCUUUGAUGUAAUUGCAUCUUCAAGCGAGGAAGCAAAGAACCCACAGAAAGCUGUUCCCAUCGCCACAGCUAUCUCCCUUGGACUGGCAACAGCAGCGUACAUCCUGGUCUCCACGGUGCUCACACUGAUCGUACCCUGGCAUACCCUGGACCCCAACUCUGCUCUGGCAGACGCUUUCUUCCGGCGGGGUUACAGCUGGGCUGGGAUAAUUGUGGCAGUUGGUUCCAUCUGCGCCAUGAACACUGUGCUGCUCUGCAAUCUCUUCUCCCUCCCUCGGAUUGUGUACGCCAUGGCUGAAGAUGGACUGUUCUUCAGCGUUUUUGCUCGCGUCAAUCCCGUCACUAAGGUCCCAGUCAUUGCAAUAUUGGUGUUUGGGUUCCUAAUGGCCUGCAUGGCUCUCAUCUUCGACCUGGAAGCUUUGGUUCAGUUCUUGUCCAUUGGCACCCUCCUGGCGUACACCUUUGUGGCAGCGAGCAUCAUCGUGCUGCGCUUCCAGCCUGAGAGACCCAGCGACAAGGGAACAGCUUCAACGUCUCCCAACCCGAAUGCUUUUCCGUCCCCUGCACCAUCAGAGUCUCAGACCAUAGCGGAGGACAGCGGUGAGCUGAAGCAGUACGAGUCAUUCUCUGACAAACUCCAGCUGGUGGAGAGGCAGAAAACCAGAGAGCGGCGAGGUGUGGGGCAGUUGAAGGCAUACUGGGAGCCAUACCUUGACAAGCUGCUGGGGGACUGUGAGCCAGGCGAGGUGGUGGCCUUCUGUGUGCUGACGCUGAUAGUCACCUCAGUGUCCUUCUGUGUGGUGCUAGAAUUUGGAGAAAAACAGCUGCAACUGCCACUCUGGAGUUACACAAUGCUGCUGGUGAUUUUCAGUUUAGCUUUUAUUGUGAGUUUGGCACUCAUAUGGGUCCAUGAGCCACAAGCCAACACCAAAACAUUCCAGGUUCCUUUGGUUCCAUUGACUCCAGGUGUCAGUAUCAUAUUCAAUGUAUUCCUGAUGAUGAAGCUCAGCCUUCUGACCUGGAUUCGAUUCACAGUGUGGAUUGCUAUAGGUCUCUUUGUGUAUUUUGGCUAUGGAAUCUGGCACAGUAAGGAGGGCUUGCGGGCCCUGCAGCCCAAAGACAUGGCUGCUCGAUAUGUGGUGCUACCCAGCGGCAGCCUGGUAGAGACAGUGCAGCCUGUCCAGCCUGAGGGACAGGUGGACUCCUCACCGCACCCCACCAGCCCCCCCACUGCCCCACCAGCUGAGGACUACACUGGAAAGAGAUGAUGUGUGACCAAACAAAGUCAUUACUACUGCCUGGUAUCAUCUGAUGUCUCACACGCAUACGCUGUACUAUAACUACUGUACUCUCUGUAUCUCACUCCCUUUAGCCUGUGACCGGCCUGCCAGCCUGUCUGUUUUAUUUCUCUGUGGAUAAUAGCACACCACAGGAUGGGAUGCACGCUCUCUGUCUCUUUGUGAAGCAUAUUUGUAUAUCUUGUGAUAUUCGAAUGUACAGUAGAGAGCUUUAUUACUGUCCUGUGAGCUCCUAGCAUCAAAGUUGUGUUAUAUCCUUAGAGACCAGCUCUUUUCUCUGCAACUUUGUAAGUUUCUCCAGGAACCAUUUGGUUUUUCUUUGUAACAAACUGCUUUAAGUUCAGGAGACUCAGUUGAGGCUUUUUUAAAUAUUACAGACAGAUCUGAGGCUGGAAAAUCAACAUCCACCUAUUUUGUUAUUAACAACAUGUAAGAAAACCCACUGCAUCAUACUGAGCAUACUAAGCAUGUGUUUUUAGUUACACUAAGGGAUGCACAGACUUUUUUGAGUUUUCAUUUUUGCCUUCUUUGCAGUUUUUUCUCCCUUAUUAGAAUGGUCACUACCAAAUUAUUUAAUCCCAUAUUCUAAGAUACCUAUUUAUUUUUCUAUUCAUUCUGUGUUGCUUUUCUACUGAUCACAUAAGUGUUUUUUUCUGAGUUUCCGGCUGCUGCCACUGACGUUUUUUUGUGUUUCGCAGUAUCUGUGUCGUAUAUAUUAUUGCACUGACCUCCAUUAGUUCCUAUCAGUAAUUUAUGUUCACCUUUGUAAGUGUCUGAACAUCGCUGCAGUGCUUCACCUAAUCUCCUUAAUCUCAUCCUGUGACCCCUUUCUUUUGUGUCACUUAUUCUGCAGUGUUUUCCCACGCUCAUUGAGACACCAGCGCUUUUUUCGUGUUGGAAUGAGAUUGAAAAUUAAAGCACAUAGAUUAUUUAGCUUCGCUAAUUUCUAGUGAUUACCUGAGAAAAAAAAAAGAUUAUCAGAUAUAAAGCAAGCACAAAGCUUUUAAAUUGGAAUUUUACACACAGGGUAUACUAUAUUGGCAGGCUAGACCUUAGUUGUCAUGAUAAACCAGGGAUGUGCUUCAUCUCUGUGAGACCUCUGUAAUCCUGCAGAUUUGCAGCAGUCCCUGUCGCCAGUCAGCAGCCUGACCUAGAUUAGAGAACAGCACACAUGUUCAGAUAACAUUCCUGCAGUCUACAUUUAUAUGAACAGCUUCAAAGAGUGGAACUGAUGUUUGAUUUAUUGCAUAUGUAAAAGUAUCAAAAAAGACAGAGAUGAAUUUUUUCUUUUAUUCAUUUGAGUUUGUGUUUGCAUGUGUUACAUAAAAACCAAUGGCCUUAAAAGUGUUGUGAUAGGUGCAGACUGAAUCCCAAAGUUAAAAAGUCCAAGUGAUAAGUUUUUUUUAUUUAUUCCUCUGCAAGAUUCUUACUCUUACACAGGACUUCAAGCUUUCAGGAUGUCAAACCAAAACACAAACAUGGAGGGAAACGUGCAGUAGGAGGCAUUGUCGUUUAAAAUGGAGUCAGAUUUCAGAGGAUUUGUCGACUUUGCACACUGAAAACUAUUGUCUAGUUAUUUUGUGUCACAGGUAUGCUUUUGAUGUCAAGGCAAGUUACAGAUCUUAAUACUGCGGUGCUUUUUUUUAAGCUGAACGUUCGCUCACCUCUUUCUCUUCUCUCUUUGUGUGCCAGGUAGCACAGUUAUAAAGAUAUCUUUUCUUACUUCUGAAUAUUACUGUACUCUGUACUUGCACAUUGAGUUAUCAAAUAUCUCUGUUAUGUUGUAUGUCUGUAUAAAAAGCAAAAUAUGUGUUACAUAUAAAAUAAAUGUUUUGAAGCAGCAUUUACAAAAA